Messenger RNA from Telopea speciosissima, 697 nucleotides. Its product is annotated as protein ROH1-like. The transcript has 2 exons. The record is from RefSeq and is a predicted model, not a curated record. The coding region runs from base 1 to 588 and encodes 195 amino acids. Lineage: Eukaryota; Viridiplantae; Streptophyta; Magnoliopsida; Proteales; Proteaceae.
AUGGAAGGGAACCAGGAGCCUACCAACCUGGAAUUGGAGCUCGAGGGGUUCCAGAAACAGGGCUAUUUUGUUCAAAAGCAAGGCCCUCGUCUCGAACCUCCCCGUAGCAAUGAAAUUGUUGCCACCGGUGGGGUAGCAGUUGCUGUCUAUACCAUGAAUUCGGUGCUUCUGUUCGUAAUGUGGUCUCUCGUAGCUGCUAUACCUUGUCAGGACCGUGGCCUGCAAACCCAUCUCUCCAUCCCUCGCCAUUUCCCAUGGGCAAUCUCAAUUCUUUCACUCCAAGAGCGGAUCACGGAGGAAUCCAAGAAACGGGACCGAAAGAAUGCGAGUGGGUUGUUGAAAGAAAUCCAUCAAAUUGAGAAAUGUGUGCAUCACUUAACGAAAAUGGCCGAUGCAGUUCAGUUUCCCUUGACGGAGGAACGGGAGAAGGAGGUGAGACAGGGAGCAUUGGAUUUGGCAUUGGUAUUGGAUACAGUGAGAGAGGGAUUAGAUCCUUUGGAGCGCCAGGUAAGGGAGGUGUUCCAUAGGAUCGUGCGUAGCCGAUCUGAAGGUCUGGACUGUAUGGGUAAGGCAAGCAAUUCUGAAUGAUCUGAAAUUCUGAAACCUGAAUUCUGGUCCACCUUCAGUGUGCAUCGAAUUGUACAAUUUUGCAACAUAUGUUUGGGUGAUUUUUGGUUUUCUGGGUAUGCAACUCAGU